Molecule: messenger RNA, 2923 nt
Organism: Alligator mississippiensis (American alligator)
Lineage: Eukaryota; Metazoa; Chordata; Crocodylia; Alligatoridae
Gene: CBFB
Product: core-binding factor subunit beta
Exons: 6
Coding region: 368-916 (182 amino acids)
Biological process (GO): regulation of transcription by RNA polymerase II
Cellular component (GO): core-binding factor complex; nucleus
Molecular function (GO): sequence-specific DNA binding; transcription coactivator activity
Source: RefSeq, a predicted model, not a curated record
GCGAGACAAGGCGGGCGAAGGGUAGAAGCUCCGCGCUCCCCGGCCGCGCUGCGGGGGCGGUGACUCAGCACCCCCUCGACUCCCCCCUGCGGGGGAAGGGAGGAGCAGCGGCUACCGCCGCGCGAGCCCCCGGCCCGCGUGGCGCAUGCGCGGCAGCCGCAGCCUGGAGUUGUGAAUGGUGCGGCUGUUUGGCCGGAGUUUACGAGCCGGGAGGAAGUCGUGGGGGAGGGGGCUGAGUGCGCGGCGGUUGCGGCGGGGGGCGGUGGUGGGAUCUGCCGCGUCGGGUCGGCCCGGGAGAGCGGGGUGCUAACAAAGGGCAGGGCGAACCGCGCUGGGCCGGGGAGGCGGCAGCACCAUCACCAUCACCAUGCCGCGGGUGGUGCCCGACCAGCGCAGCAAGUUCGAGAACGAGGAGUUCUUCAGGAAACUGAGCCGCGAGUGCGAGAUUAAGUACACUGGCUUCAGGGACCGGCCGCAUGAGGAGCGCCAGGCCCGCUUCCAGAACGCCUGCCGCGACGGACGCUCCGAGAUCGCUUUCGUGGCCACAGGAACCAAUCUGUCUCUCCAGUUUUUUCCGGCCAGCUGGCAGGGAGAGCAGCGGCAGACACCAACCCGGGAGUAUGUCGACUUUGAAAGAGAAGGAGGCAAGGUGUACUUAAAGGCGCCUAUGAUUCUAAAUGGUGUCUGUGUUAUCUGGAAAGGCUGGAUUGAUCUACAGAGACUAGAUGGUAUGGGCUGCCUGGAAUUUGAUGAGGAGAGAGCACAGCAGGAGGAUGCGUUGGCACAGCAAGCCUUUGAAGAAGCUCGGAGAAGAACUCGUGAAUUUGAGGACAGAGACAGGUCUCAUCGAGAGGAAAUGGAGGUGAGGGUUUCACAGCUGCUGUCAGUAACUGGCAAGAAGACAGCAAGACCCUAGUCCUGGAUCUAACCUAGGAAGUGGUGAUGACCUCAAACUACGUUAAUCAACAGCAGCAGCAGACAUGCCAUGAGUCUGUGCAUAUGCAUUGCUUAUACUUGGCAAAGGAUUGAAUAAAAGACCAGAAACUGUGAUAACUCGGUAUACUAUGGUCUAUUUCCUGACCGGCGGCAGUCACAAACAUCAUGAACUGCCAUGGUUUGCACUAUGUUUAUGUUACAAUACCUGCAUUUCCCAUUUUAAGCAUGUAGCCAGUGGCAAUUUGAGAUUUUGUUUUUCUAUGCAAACUUAUUUUUGUUGGCACUGUCUUAGUGAAAUGGAAACUUAUGCAGCUAUAAAACCAUUUUUCUCAACUGUAAUAAAUUGUCACUUAAAAAUAGGUCAAGAUAUUGCAGAUUACAAUUUGUUUUGUUUUUUGUAAAUUGCUGGAAGCCAAUGCAUUCCAAACUUGAUUUUUUUUAUAUGGGCUUUUGGAAGUUUCAUUUGUCAUUAUUGUGCUCCUGCUUUUAGAUAUGCAUUCUUAUCUUUUUUGCAGUUCUCUUUUUUUUGUGGAUUUGCAAGACUUUUUAAAGACUGAUGACUUUUUUUUACAUUAUUAACAAGUUAAGCCCAGUAGCACAGAGCUGUCAAUCAAUUUUCUAACAUUUGUUUUUGAUUGUUCAAGUUGCAGUAUUCUUUUAACUGCUAACAACUCAUUGGUUCCAUAUUUUUAAAUGUUAAUUUUAAAAAAUAUAUAUAUUUUUAUGUCCUAGUACAUUCUGUCCCAGGACCUAUUCUAGGUUUUAUUUCAGUGCAAAAUGAGUUUGGGGGUUAAUCUGCCCCUGUAUAUAGUACUCUACUGAAACUUUCAGGAAGUUGCAGGCUGGCUUCUGUUUUAUUCAGGGAUUUUUUUUUUAAUAGUUCUAAAAUGGAAUAUUGCAACUUUAUGAUUAAAUUUGACAGCAUGUUAAACUGGGGACAAAGUGAUCAGCUGCAAAUAUGUGUAUUAAAUCAUGUUUAAGAUAGCUGCUUUAAAUGUAUUUUAUACUUUAUGCUUUUUGUAAAAUCAUGCUGAAUGAUGAAAGAGAUCAGUGGUUGUGUACAGAAAAAUUCAUUGUGCAUAUAACCCACUUUUUUUUUUAUUAAAUCUUCUACAAAUAAAGCAAAGUUACACAGUAAUGUUUUCCACCAGGGUAAGAUUUGAAAUUAAUUUACUUGUGUGAAUGAAUGACUUUGUAAAGGGCUUACUCCUAAUUUCCAUUAACUUCAUUACUAACAUAACAGUUUGAAAAGUACUGCCAUUUGGUUUUGUUUGCAUCUAUUUUCUAACUUUCAGUUGUUUUAAUUUUGUCAUGUGAAAUAAUUGCUUAAUAUUAAAAUGCUACAGCUGUUUGGUAAACAAUUUUGAAAAGGAGUCUGUGGGAACAUCAGGUGAAAAUAUUUGGAUGCAUUGAUUUAGCUAUGGGUAAUCUGAAGAUCAGCUUCAUUGUGGCUUUCGGCCUUCCCAGGUGUUUUUUUUCCCCCUUCCCCAAAUAACCUUUUUUUUCUAGGAAGUUUCUGUAACAUACAUACAGUCCUAGCACUAUCCUGGUUCCUUUCUGCAUUCUGUGUAAUUUUGAUGCAGUAGGCUGAAUAUUUAUUUUACAUAAUUUUCCUAAUUGUUUUGGAUUGUGUUUUUUAAACCAUAAGUACACAGAAAAUUAUGCUAUCAGAUACUAACAUUACUCUGUGUAAAUACUGAACUUUCCCUAUCAUCAUUUAGCAUUGUGCUGCUUACUAUAUCUUAAUGCUGGCAUUAAGAUCACAAGCCCUUACCCUCUUCUGGUUAGAGCAGACUUUUUAAAGUGCGUUUUAAGUUAUUGAUGCAAUUUGAUAUUUUUCAUAAUUUCUAUUUAAACAGAAGUUGCAUCAUCUUUCUUGAAUUCAUCUCCUCUAAGAGUUGCCUUAAGCUACAGGAUUGCUUUUGCUACUUUUGUGUUGUAUGUUUAACUUACUUUCAUAAUAAACUUCUUGUGUAGUGAAAACAAA